Prunus armeniaca (apricot) is the source of this 1710-nucleotide messenger RNA. The record is from the annotation of a GenBank genome assembly. Lineage: Eukaryota; Viridiplantae; Streptophyta; Magnoliopsida; Rosales; Rosaceae.
AUGCCAACAUACUCAGUUGAAAAUCAAGUAGAGUUUGGUGUCAAUUCUGGAAAUUCAGGUGACAAUGGUGCAGCUACACCUCUAACUCAGAAUCUGCAGGAAGGAAAUUUGUCAUCUACUCAUCACACUCCAAGUGAUAUAAGUAGUGAAGAAAGGAGAACUCAAGCCUAUGAUCAUUCUCCAUUAAAGUGGAGGAGACUAGAUGAUGUGUUGGCACAAUGUAACUUGUGCAUCGUGGAACCAGAAAACUAUGCUGAUGCUGCACAGGAUGAAUCUUGGCUUAAGGCUAUGCAAGAUGAAUUGUACACGAUUGAAAAGAAUGGAACAUGGGAAUUGGUGGAAAGACCAUCUGAAAAACCAGUGAUUGGAGUUAAAUGGGUUUACAAGACAAAGCUAAAUUUGGAUGGUUCAGUUCAAAGGAAUAAAGCAAGAACACUUAUUGCUCUUGCUGCCCAAAAGAACUGGAAAUUGUACCAACUUGAUGUGAAGUCUGCUUUCCUUAAUGGAGUAUUACAAGAAGAAGUCUACAUUGAUCAGCCGGAUGGUUUUGUGAUUCAAGGUCAAGAAGACAAGGUAUAUAAGCUACAUAAGGCUCUAUAUGGUUUGAAACAAGCACCUAGGGCCUGGUAUGGAGAGAUAGAUAACUAUUUCUCUCAAUGUGGUUUUGAGAGAAGCUUAAGUGAAGCAACCUUGUACACCAAGGUAAGGGGAGAUACGGAGAUCCUAAUUGUGUCUAUCUAUGUAGACGAUAUUGUGUAUAUAGGGAGCAGUCAAACACUGUUAGCUGAAUUCAAAGAAGAUAUGAUGGCUAAGUAUGAGAUGACUGACUUGGGUCUACUUCAUCAUUUUCUUGGCAUGGGAGUUAUUCAAACCAAGUCUAGUAUAUUUCUACAUCAAAAGAAGUAUGCUAGCACAUUGUUGAACAAAUUUGGCUUGAUUGAAUGCAAAUCUGUAACCACACCUCUUGUUGCCACUGAGAAACUAGCUAAGGAUGAUGGGAGUGGAGCUGCAAAUGAAGAACACUACAGAAGCAUUGUUGGUAGUAUGUUGUACUUAACUGCUACAAGACCCGACAUCAUGUAUGCUUCAAGUCUGCUAGCCAGAUUCAUGCACUGUCCUACAAACAGGCAUUAUGGAACAGCUAAACGUGUUUUGAGAUAUGUCAAAGGAACUCUAGACUACGGCUUAGAGUAUGUGAAAGGCAGGAAAUCAGUUCUGAUCGGCUACUGUGACAGUGAUUGGGGAGGAUCAGUUGGUGAUAGCAAAAGCACAUCGGGGUAUGCUUUUACUUUUGGAAGUGGAGUGUUUUCUUGGGCCUCAGUGAAACAGAACUGUGUUGCACUGUCCACUGCAGAAGCUGAGUACAUCAGUGCAGCUGAAGCCACUACUCAGGCCAUUUGGCUUCGAUUUGUGCUAGAGGAUUUUGGAGAGCUUCAAACUGAAGCUACUCCAUUGCAUUGUGAUAACAUCUCAGCAAUAGCAAUCACUAAGAAUCCUGUAUUCCAUCAGAAGACAAAGCACAUUGACAGGAGAUACCAUUUCAUAAAGGAUGCUUUGCAAGAAGGAGUUAUUAAUCUGGAAUAUUGUCCCACGAAUGAGCAACUGGCUGACAUAUUCACCAAACCUUUGGCCAAAGAUAGAUUCAAUUAUCUCAGAGAGAUGCUUGGAGUGAAAUCAGCUCAAGACUUAAAGGGGAGUGUUGAAUUAUAA